This is a messenger RNA of Suillus subaureus, 639 nucleotides long. RefSeq lists its product as uncharacterized. NCBI's taxonomy places the organism in Eukaryota, Fungi, Basidiomycota, Agaricomycetes, Boletales, Suillaceae. Gene Ontology annotation, cellular component: mitochondrial inner membrane. The record is from RefSeq and is a predicted model, not a curated record. Gene Ontology annotation, biological process: mitochondrial respiratory chain complex IV assembly. The coding region runs from base 1 to 639 and encodes 212 amino acids. The transcript is spliced from 5 exons.
AUGAAGAUCGUCACACAGGAAGAAAUCGACGGCCACACGAAUGCUACUAUCCGCGGUGCAGCAGAAGGCGCAUUUCUGAGUGCAGCCGUCGCUAUCCCUGGUUCACUGCUGCUUAACCGUCGAUGGGCAUCCUAUCGAGCACUCCCUCUAUCUUUAAAAGUCAUGGGUACCGUCAUAAUGAUUGCGCCUUGCAUAUCCAUCCAGGCUGAAAGGCGCGGUCUAGAAUUCGAUCGUGCACAUUGGACCGGCGCAGGUAAAUGGGAACUAGACAGAGAAGCAGCAGAGGAAGAGGCACGAUGGGGGGCUCUGACAACAAAAGACAAAGUUGGAGACUGGGCAUCACGACACCAGUACAGCAUCAUUCUUGGAAGCUGGGUUUUGUCAAUGGCAGUCGCUGGCAGCAUUAUCUCUAGAGAUAGACAUCAGACAUUACCUCAAAAGAUUGUUCAAGUACGUAUGUGGGCACAGGGCUUGACUAUUGGCGUCUUGAUUGGCGCAGGGAUCCUUACGCACAAUCAGCGCCAGGCUGCCCUUCAGCGCCGGCCGGUUGAUCACUCGUGGCAAAGCUUGCUUGCAGAACAAGCAAGGGAGAAGGAGGAGGCAAGAAGGGCGCAUUCGAACGCUCCAAAUCCUCUGUAG